UAGGAUUUAUUGCUCUAGUUCUACUGCUCAUAAGAAAAUAUUAUUAUAGUCUAAUAGUUUACGUGUAGAUAUCGGCCGGGUAGCCGUCAUAUAGUCUUAUUCAACGCGCACCUGAAGCCUUCACUGGACACCAAACAGUGUAAACAGAGAAACGGCUGCUCUGGAGGAGGCUCAACAGACUGUAGAAGGAGUGAACCUAAGUCACAAACUUGACACCGUGUCCACAUGGCAGAGCCCAACUUUCCCCCACUGCCUGGAUUCAUUCCACUCAAGCCAUGCUUCUAUCAGGACUUUGAUGAGAUCCCUGAACAGCACCGCAGCAUGUGCAAGAAAAUGUACCACCUGUGGAUGUGUGAGUGGCCUCUGAAUAGUGCCACACUCGCGGUGAAUCUCAUUGGCUGCUUUGCUUGGAUGUUUGGUGGAGGUGGAGUGACCAACUUUGGACUGGCUAUCAUCUGGCUCCUCAUGUUCACACCCUGCUCUUAUGUCUGUUGGUUUAGGCCCAUCUACAAGGCCUUCAAGAGUGACAGCUCCUUCAACUUCAUGCUGUUCUUUUUUGUGUUCAUGGCCCAAGUUGGCAUCAGCAUCAUCCAAAGCAUAGGCAUCCCUGGAUGGGGAGUAUGUGGUUGGCUGGCUACUAUCUCUUUCUUCAGCUAUAAUAUUUUGAUCGCACUGAUCAUGCUGGUCCCCACUAUCAUGUUCACUGCUGUGGCCUCGCUCUCUUUCAUUGCCCUCACCAGGAUCCAUAAUUUCUACCGUGGCAGUGGGGCCAGUAUGUCCAAAGCUCAGGAGGAAUGGACCACAGGAGCGUGGAAGAACCCUCACGUCCAGGCAGCAGCCCAGGAGGCCGCCAUGGGGGCAGCUGCUGGAGCCAUGCAGAAUCAGUACUCCAGCCCACAAUACAACGAUAACCAGAUGUAGAUGUGUGAGAGGUGUCAAAGACAUGAGGUGACAGUUAUGCCAAAGUUUGAGCGACAGGGAUAGGAAGAUCUUACCAGGUCCCACUGUUUAUUAAUUGGUUAAGAAAUAUUUCAGGAAAAAAAGAAGAAAAAAACAGCUGGCAUAUUUCAACAUGUUUACUUUUUACAUUCUGGUUACAUCACUGAUUCAGCAGAAUUGUCAGUGAGUUCAAAUAAUCUCAUAAUUUGGCAAACAAAUAUCUCAGUGAGACAUUGGUUUUCAUCUUCCUGUGUUAAAGGGCAUGUUAAUUAUUUGUAGCAUUUUGUAUUAUUUCUUAUGUCUUUUUUUCCUGUUUAAGAAGUUGAAAUGUAAUUAGUAUUGAAUGUGUAUUACUUUAGCAGCUCUAGUAUGAGAGCUGUGUGCUUUGUGUUGACCUGCAGUCCAGACAGUUUUUACAAAGAAAAGAUCUUUUUUUUUCUUCAAAAAUACAAAAAUGACGAACAAUAACCUUUGCUGUGAUAAAGAUUUGAUUAUUUAGUAUUUAUUAAUUGAUUUAUAAAUGUACAGUUAAAAUGAUAAAUGACAUAGGAUGUGAUAUUUUGGGAUUUCCUUAAUUCCAAACUCAAGGGUAAACCAAAGAUUCACUGCAAUUUUGUAACUUUAUUUUAAAUUAUGCUGCUGACCUCAGCUGUGUUUCAUCAUGUUUCUAUGCAGUUUAUCAAUGAUUGCACUGUGAAAUGAAAGAAUGUUGCAAUGUAUAAAAUGAAGUCUGUCUCUGUUACAAUAAGAAACAGUGUGAUUGCAAGUCUUCAGUUUGAAAUUUAAAUAGAAGCAGGAAAUUUAAUCUGACUUGAAGCUGCCUCUUUGAUGUACCUGAAGCUUCCUGUUGACAUGUCUACCUUAUACUGAAAACAUCAGGUUUAAUUCACAGAAGAAUUGACUGAUUUGAUUACUUCUAUGUAAAUUAGAAAAAACAAAAGGAAAACAACAACAAAAAAGUGAAGCACCAUACACAUAUGCUGUAGGCAGUUUACUUUAGAAAUUAGAAACGUUUUGUGUCCAAUUAGGAUGUGCUCUUUUAUAAACUGUGCUGUCAAAUGCAGAGUUUUAAAGACAACUUUUUCUGCUGCUGUAUGGCUGUUUGACCACAGAGAGGUGCUGAUGGUUUUAGUUUGAAAUAAAAAGCUCCAACAUGUGCAGAUUACCUUCAUUCAUCCUUCACAGAUCAGAGUCUGCAUUUGUGGUAGUUCCUUCUAUUUUCAGUUCCUCUCUUUUUGUCUGUCUCUCUCUCUUUAUGUCACUUGUUCCUCUGUCUCCCACCGCAUCGCGUGCAAAUGAGGGCUAUGGAAAUCAAGGUAAUCACUAAACACCCACUCACAGCAACAAAUACAAAGUAUUGUGUUAUUUUGGGAGGCGUGUGCUCUAUUUUAGCAGUAAUCACGUUGACACAGUUACAUACGUGGUCAUUUGGAGAGGCUGCCUCGUACAGCGUGCUGAGCAGCUCUAAUGGAGAAGCUGGGAGUUGAAAGCCUUGCUCAAUGGCACCUCAAGGACAGUUGGUUGUGAACAGUACAUCAUUGCUCACACAGUCCUCCCAGCAGACCGGGGUUUUGAAAUGCAGACAUCAAGCUUCUGUUUGACCUUUUGUUUAGCACCAUCCACAUUUAACAUCUGAUCCCAUAUAUCACUCUUUUUAAAAAACAUAAUAAUGAACCCAUAGAGGGUUUAGUAUGGGGUAUCAUGAUGGGUGAAUAUAUACCCAGUUUCCUUUCACUUCAGUUCUGUGUAUAUCCUCUCACAAAUUUCCAAUAGAUUAUUAGAAUAGAUAUUGGAAUUGUACGGUAUGAAGACACUUUACAUAUAGUAUAUUUAACUUGACAGUGAUCACCUUCAUACUUUGGCUGAGAUGACGGGCCUAAAUACCUACAUUGGAAUAAAAUGGUAAGAAGAGCUGCUAAGUUUAAUAUCCACAGACUGCAAAUAGUUCCUUACAUCAUUAUCAUGCACUUACUCGAGGAGGUUGCUUUGCAUUAAGCAUAUUUAUUUCUUAUUUGAGUGUUUUGUUAUAUCUGCCCCAUUUAAUCAAGACAUUGUAUUCAAUCAUUAAAAUGUGAUUUUAAAUUGUUUCCAAUACAUUACACACAGCAAAUGGUUCUGCAGCUACAUUUAAACACUGUUAAAAUGGGAAAUUAAAAAACAGGAGGUGCAUUUUUUUCCUUCAGGUGGCAGUAUUGGCCCUCUGUAGCUUUCUACCAGUCACACUGUCUUUCCACCAGGGGCACCAUAUGACCUUUUUUUUCUUCCCAUUUGACUAUUUAUGAAGUCUGUACAAGACCACAAGAAAUCUGAGAUAGUUAGGGUGAUUGAUACUACUUGCCUGACCAAAAAUUGUAUUUUUAAAAGACUUACAUGCAGCAAACACAAUUUCUGUCUUGACAUCCUGUGAGCAGGUGACCAUCAUAAAUUAGAUUCAAAAUACACUUUAAAUGGAUUUAUCUGUGGAUGUCCUCUUCCCUUCUGUCUGCCUCUGCCUGCGUGUUGAGAGUGAUAGAAUUACUCUGUGGAGAGGGGGAUGAAAUUAUACAGUGAUAUAGAUACCCAGAGGACCCACCAACAGCCACCAACAAACACUGUAAUUGCUAUACACAUGGAAAUCUCCUGUGACAAGCUGUGACAGCAAAGACUUUCGCCUUCAGGUAAACAGGAGUGGCUGUCAGCUGCAGAAUAUAUUCAUUGAUUCAUAACAAAUCAAGACUGUACAAAUGUUUUUUUUUUCUCUUAAAAUUAUAUUCUGAC
Molecule: messenger RNA, 3696 nt
Organism: Lates calcarifer (barramundi perch)
Lineage: Eukaryota; Metazoa; Chordata; Actinopteri; Centropomidae
Gene: scamp5b
Product: secretory carrier membrane protein 5b
Exons: 7
Coding region: 226-921 (231 amino acids)
Biological process (GO): protein transport
Cellular component (GO): trans-Golgi network membrane; recycling endosome membrane
Source: RefSeq, a predicted model, not a curated record